CGCCACCCGAGCGGGGCGACGGGGCCGGCGCGAUGCGGCAGCUGUGCCGGGGCCGCGUGCUGGGUAUCUCGGUGGCCAUCGCGCACGGGGUAUUCUCCGGCUCCCUUAACAUCCUACUCAAGUUCCUCAUCAGCCGCUACCAGUUCUCCUUCCUGACCCUGGUGCAGUGCCUGACCAGCUCCACGGCGGCGCUGAGCCUGGAGCUGCUGCGACGCCUCGGGCUGAUCGCCGUGCCCCCCUUCGGCCUGAGCCUGGCGCGCUCCUUCGCCGGGGUCGCUGUGCUCUCCACGCUGCAGUCCAGCCUCACGCUCUGGUCGCUGCGCGGCCUUAGCCUACCCAUGUACGUGGUCUUCAAGCGCUGCCUGCCCCUGGUCACCAUGCUCAUCGGUGUCCUGGUGCUCAAGAACGGCGCGCCCUCGCCGGGGGUUCUCGCGGCAGUGCUCAUCACCACCUGCGGCGCCGCCCUGGCAGGAGCCGGCGACCUGACCGGCGACCCCAUCGGGUACGUAACAGGUGUGCUGGCGGUGCUGGUGCACGCAGCCUACCUGGUGCUCAUCCAGAAGGCGAGCGCAGACACGGAGCACGGGCCUCUCACCGCGCAGUACGUCAUCGCCGUCUCAGCCACCCCUCUGCUGAUCGUUUUUUCCUUCGCCAGUACUGACUCCAUCCACGCCUGGGCCUUCCCGGGGUGGAAAGACCCCGCCAUGGUCUGCAUCUUCGUGGCCUGCAUCUUGAUCGGCUGCGCCAUGAACUUCACCACGCUGCACUGCACCUACAUCAACUCGGCCGUGACCACCAGCUUCGUGGGCGUGGUAAAGAGCAUCGCUACCAUCACAGUGGGCAUGGUGGCCUUCAGCGACGUGGAGCCCACUUCUCUGUUUAUUGCCGGCGUUGUGGUGAACACCUUGGGCUCUAUCAUCUACUGUGUGGCCAAAUUCAUGGAGACCAGAAAGCAAAGCAACUAUGAGGACCUAGAGACGCAGCUUGGAGGAGAGGAGACACAGCCAAGUGGAGACCAGCUGCCAUUCGUCAUGGAGGAGCUGUCUGGGGAGGGUGGAAAUGGCGAGUCAGAAGGUGGAGAGGCAGCAGGUGGUUCCACUCAGCAGAGUGGGCAAGAGUGGAGGGGCAGUCCCAGAGAAAUCCCGCUGGUGGCCAAGAGCUCACAGAUCACAGGUGACCAAGAAGAAAUGAACAAGAGGUCGUUGAAAGAUACUUACCUGGAAGUGUGGCGAUUAGUCAGGGGCACUAGGUAUAUGAAGAAGGAUUAUCUGAUAGAAAAUGAGGAGUUACCCAGCCCUUGAAAAGGAAGAGCAUGUAUGUACAUAUGUACAUACACUCAAUUUAUGUUACAGAUCAGAUCUAUUUUAAGGAGGGCCCACCCAGUUCUUUUCUUUGAGGACUGGGGAGGGGGAGCAAAGAAAGAAGCUG
This is a messenger RNA of Chrysochloris asiatica (Cape golden mole), 1428 nucleotides long. RefSeq names its product solute carrier family 35, member D3 (gene SLC35D3). NCBI's taxonomy places the organism in Eukaryota, Metazoa, Chordata, Mammalia, Afrosoricida, Chrysochloridae. Gene Ontology annotation, molecular function: antiporter activity. The coding region runs from base 33 to 1301 and encodes 422 amino acids. The record is from RefSeq and is a predicted model, not a curated record. Gene Ontology annotation, cellular component: Golgi apparatus. The transcript is spliced from 2 exons.